AUGGAGUGGUGUGUGUCAAUGCCAAAGGUUGAACUGCAUGCUCACCUCAAUGGAUCCAUCCGAGACUCCACACUUCUAGAUCUCACGGAGGGUUUGAUUGGAACGGGUGUCAUAGAUAUCUCCGAAGUGGAGCAUAUCAUCAAGAAAUAUAAUCGUUCCGUGGCUGAAGUUUUCAAGCUGUUUGACCUUAUCCACAUUCUCACUACUGAUCACAAUACUGUUACAAGAAUUACCAAAGAAGUAUGGCUGCUUGGUUGCCACGUUGUCGAGGAUUUUGCAUCGGAUAAUGUUGUGUAUCUGGAGUUGAGGACUACUCCAAAGAGAAAUGAUUCCGCGGGAAUGAGCAAACGCUCUUAUGUUGAAGCUGUGCUCAAAGGUCUGAGAUCAAUCACUUCGGUUGAUGUGGAUUUCAUUCCACAUUGUGCAGAUUCAAAGAGUCUUUUUACUCCUCUACCUGGUAUUGGACAUGUGAGAAAAAGAAUCUAUGUUAGGCUUCUCUUGAGCAUUGACAGAAGGGAGACAGCAGAAGCAGCAAUGGAAACUGUCAAGCUUGCAUUGGAAAUGAAGCCAUUUGGGGUGAUUGGAAUUGACCUCUCUGGACAUCCAUGUAUUGGUGAUUGGACCACAUAUUUGCCGGCAUUGAAAUUUGCUCGAGAACAAGGUCUUUAUGUAACACUUCACUGUGGCGAGGUACCCAAUUCAAAGGAGAUAAAAAAUAUGCUUGACUUUCGUCCCCAAAGGAUUGGACAUGCUUGUCACUUGGAGGAUGAACACUGGAGACAGCUGAAGUCGUCUAAGAUUCCGGUUGAAAUUUGUUUGACAUCAAACAUUAGGACACUGACUAUUCGAUCCAUACAUGUUCACCAUUUUGAGUUGUACACAAAAAUUUAUCCGGGGAUCCACUUAAAAAAUAUCUUCUCUGAACCUGAUGAUCUUGUUGAUGCAGGUGAUUUGUACAAAGCAAAACAUCCUAUAGUCCUGUGCACUGAUGACUCGGGUGUGUUCUCUACCAGUCUCUCCAAGGAAUACAAAUUUGCUGCUGAUUCAUUUGGUAGGUUUCACUUUACUUUCGCAGCUAGUAAUUUAAACUAG
Sphenostylis stenocarpa is the source of this 1092-nucleotide messenger RNA. The record is from the annotation of a GenBank genome assembly. NCBI's taxonomy places the organism in Eukaryota, Viridiplantae, Streptophyta, Magnoliopsida, Fabales, Fabaceae.